AUGGAAUCGAGUACUGUCUCCGCCAUGAAGGGCGAUAAACUGAAGGACCCUCCUCAAUGGAGGAAUUGGCUGGCAAGAGUGAAGCUUUUGGCUCGCCAGAAGAAGGUGUGGGACCUUAUAAACCCACAGAUUGAGGAAGAUAGGCUCGAGCAGCCGAUGCGCAAGCCGAGAAGGCCUCAAUAUACAGAGGGCGGAAGCGAGAGUGUAAAGCGCGAAUGGAGAGAUCGGCUUGAUAUCUAUAAGCUUGAUCUUGCAGAAUGGGAGCAGCAAGCAAAGGGACUAGAUGCUGUGAACGAGUGGAUUAUCAUCAACCUUGAUCCGAUUCACCAUGCCUCCCUGCUUGAUUAUGAGACUCCGUAUGAGCGCUUAGUGUAUCUCGAGACUCGAUUUGCCCGAUCGAAUGCGUACGAGGAGGAUAUUCGUGCUCAGUGGAAACAGUUCUCGUCGAUGCCGCCAAGGAAGGGCGUGGAUAUCGACCGCUGGCUAGCCGACUGGAAUACCCUAAGGGAACAAGCAGUUACCUUGAAUUUGCCAGAAGUGAAGAGUGCGAACAAGGAUUUCCUUCGUGCGGUGAAAAACGUCUUGCCUAUCUGGUGGCAGGCGAAGUACGAGUCUAUCAUCAUGAAUCAUGAGGAUUGGGAGACUCGAGACUUGAUUGAGAAUUUCCGAGGAUUCUACCACGAGGUAAUACCUCAGGAACCAGACAAUACGAUCUCGGAAGCUUCUUUCUCGACAUUUCAGGACUUCAAAGAAGCGGAGUCAGAAGCAAAAGAGAUGGAAGAAGAUGACCAGCACAUACUACAGAAGCAGGAAGAUAAGCCUUUUGCUAAGCGAAGGUGCCCCUGCGGAAACCCUGGUCAUAAAGCAUGGCUAUGCUACACCAUCAACGAGGCCGUACGCCCACAAGACUGGGUGGUACAGAAGGCCAAGAUACAGAGGGUACAGAAAGCUUUAAAAGAAGACCCUCAGUGGAAGGACUGGAUCGAGGCAAAGAUCAAGGUGUAUAAUGAGAAGCAGCAGAAAGGGCAGGAUAAGGAACCGGUUGCCAACAAUGCCCUAUUCCCACCACCUCAGGUCUCACUCUCCGCGAUCUCGACAGAUAAUCUCUCACCAGUCGACAUUUAG
Penicillium argentinense is the source of this 1125-nucleotide messenger RNA. RefSeq lists its product as uncharacterized. The transcript has a single exon. Bases 1 to 1125 code for a protein of 374 amino acids. NCBI's taxonomy places the organism in Eukaryota, Fungi, Ascomycota, Eurotiomycetes, Eurotiales, Aspergillaceae. The record is from RefSeq and is a predicted model, not a curated record.